GCCAGACUAUACAGAGCCAGAAAAUCAUGACGUCACUCAUUCAAUGAUGCGAAAUAUGGCGGUGCACCAUCGGCAACAGAGCAGCACUCGACGAAAAGUUCAGGUUUCGUUCGUGAUCCGAGAUGAAGUGGAGCGGCAGCACAGGUCAGGGGUCAACGGCCUCCAGUUUGACCCCGCCUGCAACAAGCUGUACUCAGCCGGACGCGAUUCCAUCAUCAGAAUAUGGAAUCUGAACAAUCCCAAGGAUCCAUACCAACAGUCUAUGGAGCACCACACAGACUGGGUGAACGACGUUGUGCUGUGCUGCGAUGGAAAAACAUUAAUUUCUGCAUCUUCAGAUACGACAGUAAAAGUCUGGAACGCACAGAAAGGAUUCUGCAUGUCCACGCUAAGAACACAUAAGGAUUAUGUGAAAGCGUUAGCCUAUGCCAAAGACAGGGAACACGUUGCUUCGGCUGGCCUGGACAAGCAGAUAUUCCUGUGGGAUGUACGGACGCUGACGGCGCUAACAGCCACCAACAACACCGUCACAACUUCGUCACUGAACGGUCAGAAGGAUUCUAUUUAUAGUCUUGCAAUGAACCAAUCAGGAUCAGUCGUCAUCUCAGGGUCAACCGAAAAGGUGCUGAGAGUCUGGGACCCGCGGACGUGCGCCAAGGUCAUGAAGUUGAAAGGUCACACGGAUAACGUCAAAUCUUUGCUGGUCAACAGGGAUGCUAGCCAGUGUUUGUCUGGCAGUUCGGAUGGCACUGUUCGUCUGUGGUCCUUGGGCCAGCAGCGCUGCAUCGCGACCUACCGCAUGCACGAGGACGGCGUGUGGGCACUGCGAGCCAACAACUCCUUCAGCCACUUCUACUCUGGUGGGCGAGACUGCCGGCUGUUUGUGACCGAUCUCAGGUAUCCGGAGGGAAGUGUUUUGAUCUGCGAGGAACACGCUCCGAUCCUGAGAAUAGAAAUCACCCCCGACCAGAACUCUCUCUGGGUUGCGACGACUCGGUCUGACAUCAACAAAUGGUCACUGAGGGGUGACGACGCCAGGAAUUCUGGGGAUUACGACAACGCACCCUGCGAACCGUUCAUCAAAACGCCCGAGUACACAGUCAAAGGUGGGCCGAGUGUCGUCCAGUACCAGAUCCUGAAUGACAAGAGACACAUAGUGACCAAAGACACGGAGAGCAACGUUGCUGUCUAUGAUGUGCUCUCAGCCAAAAAAGUGGAAGAUCUCGGCCAAGUGGACAUGGAGGUGGUCAUCAAAACCAAACAUCAGAUGGUUCACGUGCCUCACUGGUUCUCAGUAGACCUCAAGAUUGGGAUGCUGUGCAUACACCUUGAGGAGAGUGAUUGCUUUGCAUCUUGGGUAUCCUCCAAAGAUGUUGGCUUGGGUCCCGUAGAUGGCCCAGAAACCAAAGUGAACUUUGGCGGGCUGCUUCUUCAGGCGUUGUUGGAACACUGGCCACGAACGCACAGCUUGGAACCAGAGGAGAUGAACGGACAUGUUAACGGUCACAACAGCAGCCCAGGUGAUAUCAAUCUGUCCAUGGAUCCUGUACACCAGGGCACGGUCCUGCGUAAAGGCAACAGCUACUUCAGCGUGCCGUCACACACCCCCGUCAUCUUCAGCGAGGUCGGAGGUCGCACGCUGUUUCGGUUCCUGUGCCGCGACGCUGGCGGGGACUCUGAGCGGAUGCUGUUAUCGGAGACGGUGCCGCAGUGGGUGGUGGACAUCACAGUCGAGAAAAAUCAGCCCAAAUUCAACAAGAUAUCCUUCUUCUUGCAACCUCACUCCAGCUCAGGUGCCAAAACCCUUAAAAAGGAUAGACUGUCGGCAAGUGACAUGCUACAGGUCCGUAAAGUCCUGGAGCACGUGUACGAGAAAGUGAUGGGUGCAGACAGUGGGUCAGGGAUGAACGGGAAAGGGCCACAGGAUGGAGAUGAAGAUAUGCCUAGUAUAUCGGAAGACAAGGUGGAGUUGCUGUGCCAAGACCAGGUUCUAGAUGCGAACAUGGAUUUGCGAACGGUCAAAUAUUUCAUCUGGAAAAGCGGGGGUGAUCUGACGCUACACUACCGCAAUAAACAAACCUGACAGUAGUCAGUCUUUUGUAUCGUAAAACACGUUUCCCAAGUCAGCAUCUUAUGUGUGCCAAAUCUCUUGGCGGUGUAAUUUAUUUCUCGAAAAUUUUAUAAAAAUUAAAACCCACAGAAAAAACAAACGUGGAAUUUAAGUUCGAGAUCAGAAUGAAUGGUCACUCUGUACAAAUACGUAUAUAAUUGUUAGAUGUUUCCAGUCGAAAAUGUAGAAACAGUAAUGUUCCAACGUACAUGUAUUUACCUCAAUUUGCACAUUUUUUUAUUGUAGGGGGAAUUACAUACAAACUGCCCUCAAUUUUUGAUGUAAAUGAAAAAUGAAAAAAAAAAAAAAAUGGUUUUUUUUGGCGAGUUAUUUCUUUUUCCGACAGUAGAGAUCAUAUAAACUCAGGUUUCCCGCUGUCUGGGAAAAACCCUGGGAAAAGUCAUGGAUUUUCAUUUUCAAUUCUCAGGUCUGAAAAAGUCGUGGAAAUUUGUCAAAAAUUACUAGAGUCAAGGAAAAUUAAUGGAAUUUUCGUAACUUUUUUUGUUUUUGUACCCGACAAAAUGCGACUAAUUUCACUGAUCCAUUUCACUGAAUAGUUUGAUUUCAAUUUUGUGCCCAGUGAACAAGUUUUUACAGUUUUGGUCUGCACGUUGAUGAACUAGGUCAUGGAUUUUCAUAAUUUGGUCACGGAAAAGUAAUGCUAUUUUUGGUGUCCUUAAGGUGUAGGAACCCUGUAAACUUAACCCUUUAGGCUCUAUGGUUGUAUUGAUUCUUCAGUGAAUAAAUACAAUGUAAUACAAUGUAAUACAUUGUAAUACAAUGUAAUAAAAUGUAACACAAUGUAAUACAUUGUAAUACAAUGUAAUACAAUGUAACACAAUGUAAUACAAUGUAGUGCAGGUGCUAGUGGGUUUAAUAAUAGAAAAUACUGGUCAGUAUUUUCUCUUUUAGGGGGUGCUUGGCUAAAAUAAGCCAAGAAUCUGGUAGAAGCACACUUCAAAGGAAUUUUGGUUGGCUAGUUAGUAGUAACCCGAGUUUUUGCUAUGUAAAAUGUUCCAAGCGAGGAGGGCUCCGUGAAGAGCCAAGUUCAAUCUGCAGCAAGGAACAGCAUUUAUGUAAAAAAAAAAGAAAAAGGAAACUGUGUAAAUAUAUAUAAUAACUUUUGUAUCUAUUAAGAAAAUAAUAAAAAGAAAUGAACAUGAUUAUACAAAUUAUAACCGGUUACAUUGAGAUCAACCAACUGAAGAAAAUAAAGACUCGGUGUUGAUUCUGAAAA
Molecule: messenger RNA, 3347 nt
Organism: Patiria miniata (bat star)
Lineage: Eukaryota; Metazoa; Echinodermata; Asteroidea; Valvatida; Asterinidae
Gene: wdr48
Product: WD repeat-containing protein 48-like
Exons: 18
Coding region: 44-2083 (679 amino acids)
Biological process (GO): double-strand break repair via homologous recombination; protein deubiquitination
Molecular function (GO): ubiquitin binding
Source: RefSeq, a predicted model, not a curated record